This is a messenger RNA of Gregarina niphandrodes, 1593 nucleotides long. RefSeq lists its product as hypothetical. NCBI's taxonomy places the organism in Eukaryota, Apicomplexa, Conoidasida, Eugregarinorida, Gregarinidae. Bases 1 to 1593 code for a protein of 530 amino acids. The transcript has a single exon. The record is from RefSeq and is a predicted model, not a curated record.
AUGGCAGGUGGCAUUAGUUCCAAAUACUUGGUUAGAUGUGCGGCGGGAUCACAAACGAAUCCCACGGGGGGCAUUUUGAUCUGUGAUACUCAAGGAGUGGCGAAGAUGGUUUUGCCGGGACCGGUAAUCAGUCGAGUACAGCGCACGGGCAAGCCGAAUGUGUUGGAGAUACUUGUGGAGAAGACCGGUGGCGAUGCUUCUACUGACAGACAGUUAAUUGAGUUGAUGUUCGACAACGAGCCUCAGUGCUUUCAGUUCUCCAAAAUCAUCACCACAGUGAUAGGACUGAAGGUCAAGAGACAGGUAGCUGGGUCAGGCAGCGAAGGAAAGCGACAGCUGAAAAAACCUAUCGAUUUGGACGUCUAUAGUCUCAAGGACACAUUAAUUCUCGAGGGAUCUUGCCAAACAGACACUGUCUUGACUGCCAAGUACGUGGAGAGCAAGGAAGCAGACGCUCAACUACGAGAGAAGAAACAGUUAUAUCCCUUCAUACGUAUCAACUGGUUCUUGUCCAAGGCCCCAGGCGUCGUGGCAACUAUGCCCGUCGAGGGAUCCGAAGGUACGGGAAAGUUAUACGAUAAACAAUUCAGCGUUGCCAAUGUUCUCGAAUUCAAUGUAUUAUCCCGUAUGGCGGGGCAUUACAUCUUUGUUGAGGCAUAUAUCUAUAGUGAAUCUAAGAAUUUAAAGGUUGCUAUGAAGGGACCAGUUUUACCUUCAGCAGAUCUUUCCAAACGAUUGCUCAAGAUUAUUGUCGGUGGACAAAGCAGCAUGUCCAUUGGAAUGGUUGUGGAUGAUCUCAUCGGUUAUUAUGGCAACAUGACACGGAAAAAAGAUUACAGGAAGUUGACAACCAUCUUGAGGCCCACUACGGGCAACAUGAUCGACUGUCGCCUGCUAUUAUCCUACAAAGGGCUCAGCAUUAUCCCCGAUAUUGAGUUGUUUAAAGGCCUCGAGUUACCAGGCCUAUACACUGAAAUCAACUUCACCUGGGGUGAAUGUUAUUUCAGUUUACCACACGUGUGCGACGAGGAAACAGGAAAUAUUUUUCAAGAGGAAAAUGUCAAAGAUGCUUACUACUUAAAGUUGGAAUUCUAUUCUAGUGAUGGCGAAUCAUGGUUCCAAAUUCCAAUCCGGUUUCUAAAUGUGAUGCAACGUGAUAUUGCCUGGCAUUACGCUAUGCUUAUGAGUAAUACUGAGUCAUCGACUAUGCGUAAAGAUCGGGCACUCUAUGAACGUGAUAUGACAAUUGGCAAUGUCGCCAAUGUCCAAGGAGCUUUCAAGCAUCUAUGGAAACACUUUGAUUACGAAACCUUCACCAACUCCAUAGCAAUACCCCAAAUCUUCAGUGCGACCAAACCCGUGCCCGUCUCCGGUCCCGACCGAGGAACCGCUGUCUCUGGCGAUACCGCCGGCGGAAAACGGGCUAGCAUUCUCAGCAAAAAGAAGGACACAGCGAUUGCUACUACCAGGAAGGACAAAGAGCAACAGAAGGCUAGAGAAGAAGCGGCCAAGACGUCAUACUACGAAUAUGAAGCGACGGGUGAAGCUCCUCCAGACGUCGCCUAUCAGGAGUGGGAAAGCGAUAGCGAGUAG